AAGUUAUAAUACUUCGAGCCAUCAAGGCGUGAGCAAGAAGUAGGUAGUCAUAAAUAUAAAUUGUUAUUUGUUAAUAAAUCAAGUGCUUCGUUAUUUUAUUGGUAAAUACAUCAUGUAUUUAUUAUAUGUGUGGAACUUUAUUCUGGUAAUUUUGGUGGUAAGGGAUGCUAACUGUGUUGUGAUUGAUUUAUGUCAUGGUUAUCAAAAUCAAUCUACUACCUGUUGGACCACAACGCAGCGGUUCGAAAUAUUUGGAGUAAAGAGAGGCGCAGGUCCUAAUGGAUGGUAUUCAACACAGAGCUUUUCAAUGUCCGAACAUUGUGGCACUCAUUUAGAUGCACCUUAUCACUUUUAUGAAGACGGAUGGAAAUUGGAAGAUAUUCCACUGGAACGAAUGAUAGUUGAAGGUGUGCAUCUAAAUGUCAGUCAUGAAGUCAAUGGAAAUGGUGACUUUUUACUAACAGUCGAUCAUUUGAAAAAAUGGGAACACGACAAUGGUCCACUUCCACACCGUUCUGUGAUAUUAGUAAAUUUCGGUUGGGCUCAUAAGUUUGGCAAUCGUCAACAAUACUAUAAUAAUAUUACAGAGCGAUCAUUAUUAAGUUUUCCAGGAUUAUCUAAAGACGCAGCACAAUGGAUUGUCGAUUCCAAAAAAGUAUUCGGCUUAGGAGUAGAUGGCCCGAGUGUUGAUCCAGGCAAUUCAACGUCAUUUGAUGUGCACAGGAUACUAUCUAAAGCCAAUUUAUAUAAUCUCGAAAACGUAGCUUUAAAUGGUACGACAUUGCCAUCGAAAGGAUUCAAACUUAUUAUCCAGCCAAUCAAGAUUGUAGGAGGUACCGGUGGACCUUGUCGGAUAUUAGCUUUUACAAAUAAUACUUUUGAAAAAUGAUCGAAACAUGACUUUACAAUUUCAUAAAGAACCUAUCCGUAUACGAUCGCUAUACGAUAGUCGGACAGUCAUUAUUGAUCGUUAUCAAAAUAAGUCAUACAAAGUGUAAAUUACGCAAAACAAGAUGUGUUUAUAAUUUCUCCCGUAUGAUAUAGAUAACUAGGAACCUACUUAAUUUUAUUGUUUGUACGCAUGAUUCCACUCUAAAUUUUAAAAUGAUUUUUAUACCAAAAAUAUAUUUUUUUAAAUACUUGUUUAUUAAGUUACCAGUGUUAGUAUAUUAUAUUAUAAUAAUUAUUAGAAUUUAUUACAUCGGUAGAGUAAAAGCGCAUCAUCCUUACUAAGGACCCUAUUACUACUGCAUGAUAGCCGAAAUAAAUAAUACUAGGAUGUUUUAAACGUAAUAAAUAUAAGCAGAUACUGA
Acyrthosiphon pisum (pea aphid) is the source of this 1313-nucleotide messenger RNA. RefSeq lists its product as uncharacterized. The record is from RefSeq and is marked predicted. NCBI's taxonomy places the organism in Eukaryota, Metazoa, Arthropoda, Insecta, Hemiptera, Aphididae. Gene Ontology annotation, molecular function: arylformamidase activity.